Molecule: messenger RNA, 432 nt
Organism: Pipistrellus nathusii (Nathusius's pipistrelle)
Lineage: Eukaryota; Metazoa; Chordata; Mammalia; Chiroptera; Vespertilionidae
Source: the annotation of a GenBank genome assembly
AUGUGCUACUCCAAGGUCCAAAAAGGCAUAAAAAAGCUGGAGGACCGCUUCGACGACACCUUGACUGAUAUUGCAAUUGCUCACUGUGAGGACAACCAGGAAUGUGCUCCCUUACUUCCGGAACUGCAGCAGGAACUGCGUAACAGAAUCCGUAGUGAAGUCCUCCCUGGACAGGAACCAGUCCCGGAGCAGGACUCUGAGCCUGAAGGAUCGCACAACGGAAGUACAGGGGCCCAGAAGCCUGAGGAGAGCUUUGGGGAACGGGUACUGAGGUUGUUCCGAGAGAUGCUAAGUCGACAGAAGAAGAAGUGGAAGGAUGUGCUGGCCUCGGUUUUUGCCUCCUUUGUCAAAGUGAUGAAGACCGUCUGGAGUGUGAUUGAGAGUUUCUUCUCUAGUGUGGCAAAGUGUUUCUCAAGUUUAUGCCAGGCCUAA